Salvia miltiorrhiza (redroot sage) is the source of this 2201-nucleotide messenger RNA. RefSeq names its product calcium-dependent protein kinase 13. The transcript has 7 exons. NCBI's taxonomy places the organism in Eukaryota, Viridiplantae, Streptophyta, Magnoliopsida, Lamiales, Lamiaceae. Bases 302 to 1888 code for a protein of 528 amino acids. Gene Ontology annotation, cellular component: nucleus; cytoplasm. Gene Ontology annotation, biological process: peptidyl-serine phosphorylation; protein autophosphorylation; intracellular signal transduction. The record is from RefSeq and is a predicted model, not a curated record. Gene Ontology annotation, molecular function: calcium/calmodulin-dependent protein kinase activity; calcium ion binding; ATP binding.
UCUCACUCCUUGUGUAUAUAAUAAAAAAUAAAGAUUUCUCACUCUACAAAAGUAUUAGAAGAGCCGUUUCCGUACACACCACUAAUUGAAGACUGGAAAACCCCCUUUCCCUUUUCACACAGAAACACACAAAUUCUGCCAUUUGUGCGUGAAAAAUCACACGCAUUGUCUCCCCUAAGCUCCACUUCACUCCGAAUGAGGCUAGGGUUUCACUCUCCAGCUAUGUGAGAGCCUAGCUACUGCGCUUGGAGUUAGGGUUUUUACCUAAUUUUAAGGAUACCGCUCUCAAAUCCCGAUUUGGAUGGGGAACUGCUGCAGAUCUCCGGCAGCCGUCGCUAGAGAAGACGUCAAAUCUUCCAACUUCUCCGGCCAUGAUCACGGCCGGAAGGAGAAGUCGUCGGGCAACGUGAAGAAAGCAAUCACAGUUCUGACAGAUGUGAAGAAGGAGAACAUUGAUGAGAAGUAUUUAAUCGACAGAGAGCUCGGCCGCGGCGAAUUCGGGGUCACUUAUCUAUGCAUUGACCGGGAGACGAAGGAGCUGCUGGCCUGCAAGUCAAUAUCGAAACGGAAGCUGCGGACGGCGGUGGACGUCGAGGAUGUGCGGCGGGAGGUGGCGAUAAUGAAGCAUCUACCGAGGAACUCGAGCAUCGUGAGCUUCAAGGAGGCGUGCGAGGACGAGAAUGCUGUGCAUUUGGUGAUGGAGCUAUGCGAGGGCGGGGAGCUAUUCGAUAGGAUCGUGGCGCGCGGGCAUUACACGGAGCGGGCGGCCGCUGCGGUGAUGCGGACGAUUGUGGAGGUUGUGCAGCUCUGCCACAAGCACGGGGUGAUCCAUCGGGAUUUGAAGCCGGAGAAUUUCCUCUUCGCGAAUAAGAAGGAGAAUUCGCCCCUUAAAGCGAUCGAUUUUGGCUUGUCGAUCUUCUUCAAGCCUGGUGAGAGGUUUUCUGAAAUUGUGGGGAGCCCCUACUAUAUGGCUCCAGAGGUUCUAAAGCGAAGCUACGGCCCAGAGAUAGAUAUAUGGAGUGCUGGAGUUAUCCUCUAUAUAUUGUUGUGUGGAGUUCCUCCUUUCUGGGCUGAAUCUGAACAAGGUGUUGCCCAGGCCAUCAUACGUGGGAAAAUAGACUUUGAGCGUGAACCAUGGCCAAGUAUUUCAGAUAGUGCCAAGAGUCUUGUAAGACUGAUGCUGGAACCAGAUCCAAAGCUUCGGCUGACUGCAAAGCAAGUUCUUGAACACACUUGGCUUCAAAAUGCAAAGAAGGCUCCAAAUGUUCCCCUUGGGGACGUCGUCAAGUCAAGACUGAAGCAAUUUUCAUUGAUGAAUAGAUUCAAGAGGAAGGCUCUUAGGGUGAUUGCUGAUUUCUUGUCUAAUGAAGAAGUUGAAGGUAUCAGAGAGAUAUUUGCUAAGAUAGAUACAGAUAAUGAUGGUAUUGUUUCAAUUGAAGAACUGAAGGCUGGGUUAUUAAAAUUCAAUGGGCAAAUGGAGCCAUCUGAAGUGCAGAUGCUCAUUGAAGCUGUGGAUACAAAUGGUAAAGGAACCUUGGAUUACGGCGAAUUCCUUGCCAUUUCACUCCAUCUGCAAAAGAUGGCCAAUGAUGAACAUCUCCACAAGGCUUUCUCCUACUUUGACAAAGAUGGGAAUGGUUACAUUGAGCAUGAUGAGCUUCGAGAUGCCUUGAUGGAAGACGGAGUUGAUGACUGUACAGAUGUGGCAAAUGAUAUUUUCCAGGAAGUUGACACAGACAAGGAUGGGCGUAUCAGCUAUGAUGAAUUUGUUGCCAUGAUGAAAACUGGGACGGAUUGGAGAAAGGCUUCUCGACAUUACUCAAGAGGAAGAUUCAAUAGUUUGAGUAUAAAGCUGAUGAAGGAUGGUUCUAUAAACUUGGGUGAGUAAAUAUGCAUUGGUUGUCUGUUUCUUUUUCACUUGUAUGAGUUGUCAAGUUAUUUUGAGGCCUGCUUUGUAUUAAUUGGGGUUUUCAUUGGUUGCUGGGCUCUGGGCAUCCUGGCUGAGGCAACUACAUCUUACUAGCCCAGCCCUCCUUGGCAUGACUAAAACUCCUAAAAAUUGGCCCAACCCCGCCAAGCCCCAUCCGACCCCCCGAAAACACCACCAUUUGUGUGUUCCUUUUCUCUCUUCUCUAUUAGCUCUUGGAUAUUCUCGUGGACGAUGUAGUAAAUAUUUGACUGGAGAGUUAUCUUUUGAUGCA